This is a messenger RNA of Seriola dumerili (greater amberjack), 2952 nucleotides long. It is a transcript of the gene impg1b, whose product is annotated as interphotoreceptor matrix proteoglycan 1-like. Bases 10 to 2952 code for a protein of 980 amino acids. Gene Ontology annotation, biological process: visual perception. The transcript has 17 exons. NCBI's taxonomy places the organism in Eukaryota, Metazoa, Chordata, Actinopteri, Carangiformes, Carangidae. The record is from RefSeq and is a predicted model, not a curated record.
AAGCCCAUCAUGCUUUUGAAGUCAGGACUAUUCUUCACUUUGUGUCUGUUUACCCUCCAAGCAAGUCAAAUCAAAGACCUUCAUGACCACGGUUUUUCUGGACUCAGGGAUGUGAAAUACAGACACUUUCUGGAAGCUUCUAGACCAAUCAGACACACUACAAAUGUCAGAGCAGAGCAGGACGGACAUCGGACAAAGAGGUCAGCGGUGUUCACCACAGGGGUCAAAGUGUGUCCCCAGGAGACGAUGAAAGCUGUCAUCGGCAGCCAUCGCGCCUAUUACAAGCUCAGAGUUUGUCAGGAAGCCAUUUGGGAAGCGUUUCGGAUCUUCUUGGACAGGGUCCCAAAUUCAGAGGAGUAUCGAGCGUGGGUUUACACCUGUCAGCAUGAAAACCUCUGCAUGGACGACCUGGCUCAAAACUUUAGCAGCUCUCAGGAGCAUCUGGAUAUGGUGGCCAGAAUAGUGGCCGAGCAGACUGAGAAUGAAGGAUUUGUCACUGGAACCCCAGAGCCAGGAAGGGACUGCACCUGGACACCCCCUCUGAUUCUGCUUCCAACUGAGGCCGAUGUGACCAAAGACAAUCCCAACAUGAUAAAAGAGAACUAUGAGGAGUACAUUGUUGAAUUCAGCGUCACCAUCGUGGACCCGACGUACAGCGAGCUCCUCCGUGAUCCUGAGGCUCCACAUUACAACGACGUCACACGAGAGCUCACAGAUAAGAUGCUUCUUGUGUUUGAAAAAGUUCCAGGAUUCAAAGAGAUUCGUAUUCUGGGAUUUCGCUCGGAGGAUGUGUCUGUGCGCUAUGCCGUGGUCUUUAAUGGAGAAACAGAGCUCAGUGAUGAUCCUGAGGGUCUUGAGGAGCCUGAGACAGAGACAGGCGAGGAUGUAAAUGCUCCUAAACUGAAACACAUUAUUACAAAGGCCUUAAAACAGGAGCCGUCACUACCGCUGGACAUACAGACACUCAGCUUUGAGGCUGUAACCACAAUUUAUCCAGUUGCUGAGCUCGGCCUGAACCCUGUCGAUAGCGUAAUAUCUGAGGAAGACACCACAAAGGAUCCAACAGAGGACAGAACUCCCAUUCAAAGUUUCUUCCCCACAGUGGCAGUGAUAGAAAACUCUCUGGAAGCUUCUACAAUCAAACCAGAAACACACACCUUUGUGCCUUUUAUCCCAGCCAUCCUCCCAGAAACCACUUCUGCCGUCUCUGAUGAGACUCCUUUGAUGGCAGCAGUAGAAGAAGAGUCCACAGAAGAUUCUGCUGAAGGGGCAGAUGAUAUUAUAACUCCAGACACAAUACUGGAAGCAGCCACACAGCAGGAAGAGAAGGAGGCAGAAGCUGAUGGGGUCAAUGAAGAACAUGCAGAGCCACAGAACGAGGACCUUCCCCUGGCAACUUCAGAUUCUCAACCUGAGGAAGUGAUGAGUGAUAAACCUGGUGAGGUUAACCUUGAUGUACCGGAGUCAACAGAUCCUAUAGUUAUGCAGAUAACUGUCACAGAAGCUUCAGUCCCACUCUCCACACCAUCACCUCAUGAGGAUACAGUCCAAGGCAUUGAACCAGAAACAGAUGCAGAGCCUUUGCCAUCUCCUGUAGAGAGCGGCGAAGCCCCUGAAGACAGAGAUGAGUCUAAUGGAGGGCACAGCGGAAUUACCCUGGUCUCAACGGACCUUACUGCUGAGAACUCCAACAUUCAAGAGGAAGUAGGACCAAGUCAGAACGGGACGGAGGCAGAGGUGACCGAGCCUCUGGAGGAAGAGAGCGGUAGUGGAUUCCCUUCAGAGUCUGAUGAACGCCCGUACGAAUCCACAGCUGCACCAGCCAUGAGACAAGCCAGCACCCCUCUGAUGACCGCAGUGGACAAGAGCAAAGAGUUAGUGGUUUUCUUUAGCUUGAGGGUCACUAACAUGAUGUUUUCUGAUGACCUGUUCAACAAGAGCUCCCCGGAGUAUAAAUCACUGGAGAAUACCUUUCUUGAGCUGCUUCUGCCAUAUCUUCAGUCCAAUUUGACUGGAUUUAAGCAGCUAGAAAUUCUAAACUUCAGGAACGGCAGUGUCGUGGUAAACAGCAGGAUGAAACUGGACAAGCCUGUACCAUAUAAUGUCACAGAAGCUGUGCACUGUGUGCUCGAAGACUUCUGUAAUGCAGCAUCUAAACGGCUUGACAUCGAGAUCGACAGUCGCUCCUUGGAAGUGGAACCAGCUGACCAAGCAGACCCCUGUAAGUUCCUGGCCUGCAAUGAGUUUUCACGCUGCGUGGUAAACAGUUGGACCGAGGAGGCAGAGUGUCUGUGUGAUCCAGGCUACAGCACCGAGAACGGCCUGCCGUGUCAGAGCACCUGCACUUUGCAGCCAAACUAUUGUCUCAACGGAGGCCUGUGCGAAAUAAUCCCUGGGCAUGGAGCCACCUGCAGAUGCCCUGUAGGUAAAUACUGGCACUACCAUGGAGAGCACUGCAAUGAGCUGGUGUCGAUGCCGGUAGACCCGCCGCUAAUUAUAACCUGCCUUGUGGGAAGUCUCUGCUUUGUUUGUGCCAUCAUUGGCAUUUUGAUUUUCAUUAACAAGAAAUGUAUAAAGACCAGAAAAGCUGUAACUUUGGUGCACACCCUUGCUCCCUAUGCCUUUGAGAAUACUUUGAGGGUGAACCCAGUAUUUGAGAAUGAUGAUGGUGUCUUAACUCAGGUGUCCACAUUGCCAUGUUCUUCAAGUUCGGCUUCUUCCCAAUCUCAACAGUCUGAGCAAGAACAUUUUGCCUCAAUUGAAAAUAUACACCUGAGUAUUGAGAUCCCCAGACAACUCUACACAACAAGAUCAGAAAAGUUAGUCUCAGAGAUGGUGGACUUUCAUCACUGCAUACCGCACAAUGAGACGUGGCGACUGCCAAAUGAAUACAGAACAUGUUGUCUCUUAAGGGCAUCAGAUAACGAAUGUUUUGAAGUAACAGUUCUUUGA